AUGGAGGGCUUAUUUUUCAAUGUGAACGGCGGGUACGUCGAGGGCAUCGUUCGAGGAUAUCGGAACAGCCUGCUGAACGGCCAGAACUACUCUAACUUGAUUCAAUGCGAGACGAUCGAUGAUGUGAAGCUCCAGCUGGCCCCCGCAUAUGGAGAUUUCCUUGCCUCGCUCCCCCCAAACCCCUCCACCUCCGCUCUCGCGGGCCGGAUGACCGACAAGCUGGUCUCUGAAUUCCGGUACUUGAUCGCGCAAGCAACUGGCUCAACUGCCAAGUUCCUUGAAUAUUUGACCUAUGGAUACAUGAUUGAUAACAUCGCUCUUCUCAUCACCGGCACCCUGCACGAGCGAGACACCCGGGAACUGCUGGAGCGGUGUCAUCCACUGGGCUGGUUCGAGACGCUGCCCGUGCUAUGUGUUGCAACCAACAUCGAGGAGCUCUACAACUCAGUCCUGAUCGAGACUCCACUAGCCCCAUACUUCAAGGGCAGCCUGAGCCACCAGGACCUGGACGAGCUGAACAUCGAGAUUGUCCGUAACACCCUUUACAAAAACUACCUGGAGGACUUCCAUAAUUUCGUCAACACCCAUCCCAAUUUCAGUGGCACACCAACCCAGGAAAUCAUGGCGGAGAUCCUGCAAUUCGAGGCGGACCGCCGAUCUAUCAAUAUUACCCUCAAUUCUUUCGGCACUGAGCUCUCCAAGCUCGAGCGCCGGAAGCUCUACCCGGAGUUUGGCAAGCUCUAUCCCGAAGGCAGUCUGAUGCUUUCUCGCGCAGAAGAUGUCGAGGGCGUUGCCCUGGCUGUUAGUGCCGUGGGCGAUUACAAGACUUUCUUCGAUGCCGUGGGCCUAAGCCAGGGCGGUGGCGGUGGUCUGAGCGGAGGCCCGGCCGAUGGGAAGAGUCUCGAGGAUCUCUUCUACCAGAAGGAAAUGGAGAUGUCGAAGCUCGUCUUCACUCAGCAAUUCACUCCGGCAGUGGUAUACGCGUGGAUGAGGCUAAAGGAGCAGGAAAUUCGGAACGUCAGCUGGAUCUCGGAGUGUAUUGCCCAGAACCAGAAAGAGAGAAUAGGCAACUUCAUCUCGGUGUUCUAG
This is a messenger RNA of Penicillium alfredii, 1089 nucleotides long. Its product is annotated as H(+)-transporting V0 sector ATPase subunit d. The transcript is spliced from 4 exons. Gene Ontology annotation, cellular component: vacuolar proton-transporting V-type ATPase complex; fungal-type vacuole membrane; proton-transporting V-type ATPase, V0 domain. The record is from RefSeq and is a predicted model, not a curated record. Lineage: Eukaryota; Fungi; Ascomycota; Eurotiomycetes; Eurotiales; Aspergillaceae. Gene Ontology annotation, molecular function: proton-transporting ATPase activity, rotational mechanism. Gene Ontology annotation, biological process: proton transmembrane transport; vacuolar acidification; vacuolar transport. The coding region runs from base 1 to 1089 and encodes 362 amino acids.